Talaromyces rugulosus is the source of this 1689-nucleotide messenger RNA. RefSeq lists its product as uncharacterized. The annotation marks the transcript as partial. The record is from RefSeq and is a predicted model, not a curated record. Gene Ontology annotation, molecular function: DNA binding; protein binding. Lineage: Eukaryota; Fungi; Ascomycota; Eurotiomycetes; Eurotiales; Trichocomaceae. The transcript has 4 exons.
AUGCGUAAUAGUCUGACUUCUCUUCCUGACGAAGUUCUACAGCUCAUAUUGCAAUACCUCGACCCGCAUGGAUGUCUGGCACUCGAGAGGACUGCUCGGAGGUUCACCAGCGUUGCGAAUGAGCAAGCAGUAUGGCGAUACUAUUGCAAGACGCUGUUCCAUUACUGGGACAGAAAGCAUGAUGUCGAGAACAAAAUGAAGCAGCCUCCUUCCUCUAUCGACUGGAAAGCGAUAUUCGUCCAGAGGCACAGAGUUGAUAGCAAAACCACCAAGGUUUUGAAUAAUAUUCUCUCGAGCCAAUGCGGCCGUAUCCAAAAGGUCCAAUCGAUUAUGGAUCUUGGCUACGAUGUGAAAGAUACGCUCACGCGCCAUGCACACGCUCGAAAUGACCAAGAUGAUCACUUAGCUCGAAGUAAUACCAUUAUGGACUGUCUCAAUCGGAACAUGGCUGUAUCCGAGUGGGCUAAACUGAGAGAAGAAGGCGAGACCGUGUCUCUUGAACGUGCCUUGGGAUGCUUUGAUCUCUUUGUUUCUCAAGGCCAUAUUGAAAGCUUAGAAGAGGUUAGUAACAUGCUCAAUGCUGUGGCAGAGGACCUUUCAAAUCGGAACCCGGACAUUGAAAGCCUCUCUCCCCGCCAGAGAGCAUCACAUAUUGCAUCUUUUUUGAGACUAAAUAAUUUCACCGGAAUUGCACCUGGUAGAGAGUACCACAGCCUUGAACAUAACUUUCUUGGCUUUGCCCUCAAGGACCAAGAGCACAAUUCUUUGCCGUUAAUAUCCGCCUCGAUAUUUUGCUAUAUUGCUCGGCACUUUGGCCUCAACGCUCACCCAUGCGGAUUUCCCUUCCACGUUCUGGUUAUUAUCUUUCCCUCGCCAGGCCUUGACAUGGACGGCUUUUCUCUAAACGGAGACAACGUCGGCGUGCCCAUGUAUAUGGACCCAUUUCGAUCUGGGGAAGAAACAUGUGUUGCUGACUUGCAGAGUCAGCUGAAUCUUCUGGGUGCGUCACCGACAGAGCAAUCUACGUUUCUUGGAGAGUCUCAGACAUCAGAAAUCGUGUUGCGAUGCGGAAGGAAUGUAAUGAAUUCAGUGCGUGUCAUACUGGGUUCCGAAUUUUCAAAAGUGGAUAUCGAAAGUGCUGGGUAUGCCGGCCUUUGGUCGUUUAUGCUUGUUAAUCCGUACGGAAGAUUGAUGGAGAUCCGGCGACAUCUUCCCUGGUUUAUGGACGUUUUCGCUUCGGAAUUUCCCUGGGAUAUAUAUUUAGUUGAAAAACACGUCCUCCCUCUGUUUGAGGGGCUCCUGGAACUUAGACAUCUGAUGGAGAGUCUCCACGCUAUACGUGCUGCUGAUGAAACACCGAGGAGUGUACGACGGCGCAAGGAUGUACAAAAGACUAUCGAAUAUCAGGUUGGAGAAAUUUUUCGUCACCGGCGUUAUAAUUACACGGCAAUGAUCAUAGGCUGGGACCCAGAGUGCGGAGCUGGAGAACAUUGGAUGAGACGGAUGAAUGUUGAUCAGCUCCAGGCUGGCAGACACCAAAGUUUUUAUCAUGUUCAUGUCGAGGAUAAAAGCGUGCGAUACGUUGCAGAGGAGAAUAUAGAGGUUAUCAAGCCUACGUUAUCGCAGCUUCCGGGCAGUCUUUUAGCUAUUGCUGGGAAACACUUCAAAAGAUGGGACGAGGAGGAGAGA